Cyprinodon tularosa is the source of this 1114-nucleotide messenger RNA. RefSeq names its product polymerase (RNA) III (DNA directed) polypeptide H (gene polr3h). Gene Ontology annotation, biological process: transcription initiation at RNA polymerase III promoter; DNA-templated transcription. The transcript has 6 exons. Gene Ontology annotation, cellular component: RNA polymerase III complex. NCBI's taxonomy places the organism in Eukaryota, Metazoa, Chordata, Actinopteri, Cyprinodontiformes, Cyprinodontidae. Bases 209 to 853 code for a protein of 214 amino acids. Gene Ontology annotation, molecular function: DNA binding; DNA-directed RNA polymerase activity. The record is from RefSeq and is a predicted model, not a curated record.
AAGAGAGGCGCACUGUCGCAAAAGCUCACGUUGGUUCAGUGUCAUGUUGGACAGGAGUUUCAUCGCUGGAAGCCGUUUUAAUUUAAAAAAGAAAACAAAAAACUAAAAAUGCUGUGAGCUUAAACUGAGCAUCCCUCCUCUUGCCCCUCGGCGGUGUUUUGGACCCUGUGAGCGGCGCUGCUCCGCUCCCCGGUGCUUAGUGGUGAUCAUGUUCAUGCUGGUGGAGAUGGUGGACACUGUUCGGAUCCUGCCGUCUGAUUUCGAGAAACAGUUGAACGACGCCGUAGCGGAGGAGCUGAACAAAAAGCUGGCCAACAAGGUGGUCUACAAUGUGGGUCUCUGCAUCUGUUUGUAUGACAUCACCAAGCUGGAAGACUCGUAUAUUUUCCCCGGUGAUGGCGCCUCGCACACUAAAGUCCACUUCCGGUUUGUCGUCUUCCACCCGUUCCUCGAUGAGAUCCUCAUCGGGAAGAUCAAAUACUGCAGUCAGGAGGGAGUUCAUGUUACGAUGGAUUUCUUCGAUGACAUUCUGAUUCCACCAGAGUCUCUUCAGCAACCUGCCAAAUUUGACGAAGCAGAGCAGGUUUGGGUCUGGGAGUACGAGACGGACGAGGGAGCGCACGACCUUUACAUGGACCAGGGAGAGGAGAUCCGCUUCAAGGUGGCAGACGAGGUGUUUGUGGACACGUCGCCCACGGGGCCGACCGUCGCCACGUCUGAUACUCCGGCACAACCUGGACAAUCGACUGCCCCGCCUGCAGAAGAGAGUGCAGAGAAAAAAGAGGCUCCGUACACGCUGAUUGGGACCAUCUGUGAACCCGGACUGGGGCUGCUGUCCUGGUGGAACAGCUAGCACCACAGAGGAGGAACACAGUCAGUGAGCAGAUGGAGCUCUGCAGCUGAUCUGCAGGGACUGUAAACAGGAAUCUGACCAUUGGAGCUGCUUUCUGAUGCAGAUGUUAACCCAUUAUACUGUCAUUGUUUCUAUGUUCCUUCUAUGCUCCAGUAUGUAUGUAUUUAUUAAGAGAACAUUUCUAUUCAUUUGAUUUAUACAAAAUAGGUUAAAAAAAAAGCCACUUCUAGUAUAUUUUUGUUAAAUGUCAGCCACAUCUAU